This is a messenger RNA of Hyaena hyaena (striped hyena), 1723 nucleotides long. RefSeq names its product VANGL planar cell polarity protein 2 (gene VANGL2). Lineage: Eukaryota; Metazoa; Chordata; Mammalia; Carnivora; Hyaenidae. The record is from RefSeq and is a predicted model, not a curated record. Gene Ontology annotation, cellular component: plasma membrane. Bases 1 to 1566 code for a protein of 521 amino acids. The transcript is spliced from 7 exons. Gene Ontology annotation, biological process: Wnt signaling pathway, planar cell polarity pathway; multicellular organism development; establishment of planar polarity.
AUGGACACCGAGUCCCAGUACUCGGGCUAUUCCUACAAGUCGGGCCACUCCCGCAGCUCCCGCAAGCACAGGGACCGCCGGGACCGCCACCGCUCUAAGAGCCGAGACGGGAGCCGCGGCGACAAGUCGGUGACGAUCCAGGCCCCAGGGGAGCCGCUGCUGGACAACGAGUCCACGCGAGGGGAUGAGCGGGAUGACAACUGGGGGGAGACCACCACGGUAGUGACGGGCACCUCAGAGCACAGCAUCUCGCACGAUGACCUCACGCGCAUCGCUAAGGACAUGGAGGACAGCGUCCCGCCUGACUGCUCCCGGCACCUGGGUGUGGCGGCGGGGGCCACGCUGGCGCUGCUCUCGUUCCUCACGCCGCUGGCCUUCCUGCUGCUGCCGCCGCUGCUGUGGCGCGAGGAGCUGGAGCCGUGCGGGACGGCCUGCGAGGGCCUCUUCAUCUCCGUGGCCUUCAAGCUGCUCAUCCUGCUGCUGGGCAGCUGGGCGCUCUUCUUCCGCCGGCCCAAGGCCUCGCUGCCCCGCGUGUUCGUGCUGCGCGCGCUGCUCAUGGUGCUCGUCUUCCUGCUCGUCGCCUCCUACUGGCUCUUCUACGGCGUGCGCAUCCUGGACGCCCGCGAGCGCAGCUACCAGGGCGUCGUGCAGUUCGCCGUGUCGCUGGUGGACGCCCUGCUCUUCGUGCACUACCUGGCUGUGGUCCUGCUGGAGCUGCGCCAGCUGCAGCCCCAGUUCACCCUCAAGGUCGUGCGCUCCACCGACGGCGCCAGCCGCUUCUACAACGUGGGCCAUCUCAGCAUCCAGCGUGUGGCCGUGUGGAUCCUGGAGAAGUAUUACCAUGACUUCCCCGUCUACAACCCUGCCCUCCUCAACCUGCCCAAGUCCGUCCUGGCCAAGAAAGUGUCUGGCUUCAAGGUGUAUUCCCUCGGAGAGGAAAACAGCACCAACAACUCCACGGGGCAGUCCCGGGCUGUGAUCGCAGCGGCCGCCCGGAGACGCGACAACAGCCACAACGAAUACUACUACGAGGAGGCGGAGCACGAGCGGAGGGUGCGCAAGCGGAGGGCCAGGCUUGUGGUGGCGGUGGAGGAGGCCUUCACUCACAUUAAGCGGCUGCAGGAAGAGGAGCAGAAGAACCCCAGGGAGGUGAUGGACCCCCGGGAGGCCGCCCAGGCCAUCUUUGCCUCCAUGGCCCGCGCCAUGCAGAAGUACCUGCGCACCACCAAGCAGCAGCCGUACCACAGCAUGGAGAGCAUCCUGCAGCACCUGGAGUUCUGCAUCACGCACGACAUGACGCCCAAAGCCUUCCUGGAGCGGUACCUGGCGGCGGGACCCACCAUCCAGUACCACAAGGAGCGCUGGCUCGCCAAACAGUGGACGCUGGUGAGCGAGGAGCCGGUGACCAACGGGCUCAAGGACGGCAUCGUUUUCCUCUUAAAACGCCACGACUUCAGCCUGGUGGUGAGCACCAAGAAGGUCCCAUUCUUCAAACUCUCCGAGGAGUUUGUGGAUCCUAAGUCGCACAAGUUUGUCAUGAGGCUGCAGUCCGAGACUUCAGUGUGACUGAGCAGCGGCAGGGGUGACGCCGGGGCUCCUGCGGGUCGGGGAGGGCUUGGCUCUCGCCUCCUGCCGCCCUGCCUCCUCCUGCUCCCGUUACUUUUACUUGAAUUGACUCCCCCGCCCCCACUGCUCCCCACUCCUCCUUAGUUCCCCUCCUUGA